Molecule: messenger RNA, 2021 nt
Organism: Cuscuta epithymum
Lineage: Eukaryota; Viridiplantae; Streptophyta; Magnoliopsida; Solanales; Convolvulaceae
Source: the annotation of a GenBank genome assembly
CAACCAAGUAAAUGUCUACUCAUACAAGAUAUUUUGCAUGUAAAACAAGCUAGGAGUUUCAUUAUUUUGAAGGAAUAGUUAAGUUGAAUAGUACUCAAGGGGGACAUAUUGACAUGCUAAAUUAAAUGAUAUCCAAACAAUGAAUAGUAGGCCAAUUGAUCAUCGUAUUAUUGAGAUAGAGGACAACCCAAUUAUUUUCUUUUUGAAACUCCUAGGAGACUUGUUUGACUUUAAAUAGGCCAUAGCUCUUCUUAUUUCUUUCACACGAUCCAAACAAAAGAUAAAGUAAAGAAAACCAUCAAAAGAAAUAUAGCUGCAAGAAGGAGAAUACUACCAGGGGGUGUUCAUAUCAAUAAAAUUUUAGAAGAAUUUGUCUAUAAGGUUGAAGUACAUUCAGCUAAGAUAAGGAUGCUGGGAUGGAAGGAGGCGUAGGAUUCAUGUGCAUAUCAUUUUCAGGUAGGGAGUAAAGCUUGCUACCAUCGCCCGUUGCUUCGGGGAGCUCAGGGAGAGAAGACGUGAAAUGGAGCCAAUCGGAAGAAUCACUAGGAGGAACCCGACGGGCCGUGUACCGGGUGGAUCCGAACGCGGCAGCCGGGGGUCCACUAGGGUGUCAAGGGGAAGGGGCCGUGGAGGCCAACAACAAACCGUGAGCGAUGGCCACGUCGACACGGAGAGUGAGACUUAUUGGUCCUAUGAGGACUCAACCUAUAGGCCGGAAACCGAGCCGGUGGAGACCCCUUAUGAAGGGGAUGAUGAUGAUGUUAGUGACGAGGAGCAAGAUGGCUCCUUGGCAAGAAUUGAGGCGCUGCUCCAACAAUACCACCGGGAGCGCGAGGAGAGGAGGGAACGCCGAAGGCGCCGGGCGGGGCAACCUUCGGGUAUGGCUUCAAGAGGAGGAAGCCACAAUGCAUCUAGAGUCCAUGUGGAACCACAUGGAGGCCGAAAUGAUGGAGGUCCAACCAUAAGGAUCUCCAAGUUUAUCAAGGAAGCAAGAGACUUGGGGUGCAAACCCUUUGACGGAACCGGGGACAUCUCGGUUGCCGCUCAAUGGAUCAAGAGGUUGAAUGAAGCAGCCCUUGACAUGCAAAUCACGCCUAACCUUAAGCUGAGAAUAGCGGUAAGGUUGCUUGAGGGGAUGGCAUCCAAAUGGUGGGAUGGAACCAAGAGCAAGUAUGGCGAGGGCGUCGUUUGGGAGGACUUCCAACGGGAGUUCUUUGCCCAAUAUUACUCCGACUUCGAGGUGAACAAGAAGGUGAGGGAAUAUACCCUCCUAACUCAAGGGGGUAACAUGACGGUGAAGGAACUUGAGUACAAGUUUCGGGACCUUGCCGACUACAUACCGGAGUACGCUUGUGAUGAGAACCGGAUGGUGAACCACUUUUGGGAUGCCCUAGACUUGGAGGUACGUGAUAGGGCAACACAAUUGCCUAACAUGACCUUCGCCCAAGUGGUAGACCAAGCCUUGAAGGGCGAAAAACAGUGGGAAGAGAGGAAGAAAAGAGAUGCCGAUGAGGCGAAGAAAAGAAAAUGGGAGAACCAUGGCCCCCAAGGUUCUAACAAGAAGGGGAACCACGGGGGAGGUAGCUCAUUUAGAACCCCUGCACCACCAUCGAAGGGAAACCAAGGCCCAACCGGGCAAAGCUCGAGGUCACAAAACUCGGGAGUACCAAGGUGCAGCAACUGCAAGAAGCUUCACCAAGGCAAGUGCCGUGAUCCCCCGAGAUGCUAUCAAUGCGGGGAGGUCGGGCACAUGAAGGUGAGUUGCCCACAACUUGGGCGAGCCGUGGGUGCCGGACCAAGCAGUGGAACCAUGGUGAGCAGGAACCGAACGGGAGCACCGAGUGCAAGCAUGGGGCACGGUGGAGCUAGCACAAGCAAUGCACCGUCCGUUAAUCAAGGGAGGACCCAAGCGAGGGUCUAUGCGAUUACGGAGGCCGAUGCACGUGCUAACCCGGACUCCGUCGCGGGUAAAUUCUUGAAUUUUGAUGUUAUUCCCUUGUAUACAACAUAAGUGUUAAAAU